Messenger RNA from Microdochium trichocladiopsis, 480 nucleotides. RefSeq lists its product as uncharacterized. NCBI's taxonomy places the organism in Eukaryota, Fungi, Ascomycota, Sordariomycetes, Xylariales, Microdochiaceae. The transcript has a single exon. The record is from RefSeq and is a predicted model, not a curated record. The coding region runs from base 1 to 480 and encodes 159 amino acids.
AUGCCAUCUUCCCAGCCGCUCAUCAAGACCGUCCCCCACACAGUCCGCAUGAGCUACCGCAUCGCCCGCGGCGAGCAAGGCGUGCUCACCUUUGAGCCCUACAAGUCCUUCCUCCUGCCGCUCUGGCGCUUCCGCACGGUGCCCAUCGCCGUCACGAGCUCCGCGGCCCUGUGGCGGGAGUUCCGGCAGUUCGGCGCCGAGGGGGACUUUGUGGGCAUGGACAUGGCGCGCAAGUUUAUCCAGAUGGGCAUGACGCGGGCCAAGAGGUACGCGAACCACGCGGGCGGGCGCAAGUACAAGAAGGGCACCACGUCGCGCGAGGAGCUGCCCAGGAGUGAGAACCACCAGGGCAAAGCAGAGAAGGAGGAGGCGAGUCUGGUGUUCAAGAAGGUGUGGGAACGGUGUAAGCGGGACGAGGUGUAUCAAAGGCUAAAGGAGGACUUUUUGCGUGAGCAAAAGGAAUGGGACAAGUCGCAAUGA